This is a messenger RNA of Serinus canaria (Common canary), 2821 nucleotides long. RefSeq names its product centromere protein Q (gene CENPQ). The transcript has 9 exons. The record is from RefSeq and is a predicted model, not a curated record. The coding region runs from base 323 to 1174 and encodes 283 amino acids. NCBI's taxonomy places the organism in Eukaryota, Metazoa, Chordata, Aves, Passeriformes, Fringillidae.
CAUGCACAGCGAUGGAGUAGACGGUCAUAGGCGGCGACGGGGAGCGAUUCAUGCUGGGAGUUGUAGUCCAUACCUUAUUUGCGGUCCGCUGUGAAGGCUGUCCCCCAACAUGAGUAGUUAUGGAGGAGGGACAUGCAGGGAUUAUUUGCUUGUUUUAGGGCUUAUUUAGCUGGUGUGGAGUUUGUUUACCUGGCAUAUGGUUUGUUUACCUGUUUUAGGUCUCACUAACCCGGACGGGGCUUAUUUGUCUGCUGUCAAUUUGGACAUUUUCUUGGUGAGAAGUGACAGGACCUGAGUGAGGAGAGAGGGGCCUGAGGGGAUAAUGAAACCCCGCCCCACAUCUUCCAAAAAAAUGGGGAAACCAAGUGGUGGGAGAUCAGCAAAAAAUCCUUCUAAAUCAAAAAAUCAGCCAGUGCCUUCUAGCAAAAAAAAGGGAGCAGAUGAACAAGGAAGAAAACAAGGUCAAAAAAGACAGCAGGUCCCUCAGACAGGCAAAAGGGGAGUUAAGGAACUGAAGGACUCUUCCCCUGCAGGAGAAAAUGGUUCUUCAAAAAAGGUGAAGCUGUCCAGCGCUGCAGUAAGAUCUUGGCAGCCUCUCUCAGAGAACAGUAGGCUGUUCCUGGAAAAUAUAGUGGAUUCAGUAGUACUAUCUGUUUUGUCCCAACAGAGGGAGAGAAAAGAUGAUGUUCAGAAGCACCUCAAUGUACUGAAAAACAGGGUACUGAGAAGUUUCAAGACUUUAAAUGUGCCUCCAGGGAAGCUGGGCAACCUGAAGAAUAUCCUGGGCCUUCAAAUGGCAGAGAAACAAAUGCUUGAGACAAAUGAGGAGUCUUUGGAACAACUGCAGGAAGAAAUAAAUGAAGCAGAGCGAUCAGCGGAGCGCAUUGAGGAAAAUAUACAGCAGCUGCAGUACAAAAUUAAGGUGCUCAAAAACCAGUUAGAGGAGGAUGAGAAAGGUGCCAGGAAGGUAUUCCAGGAAAAUGGCAGUGGAGCACUCCAGCUUCCAGAACUCCCCAAGCGCAGUUUGCAGGCCCCCACUUUGCAGGAGGAAAUUUUGAAGGUAAAGAAUCAGAAGGACCUUUUAAAGGAUUUGAAUGCUAUUCAGCAGUCACUUGACUUGAAGAACUUGUUAACCCUUGUUGAAAAGACAUAUGAGAAGGUGGAUUUGCUUUGAGAAGCCAAAAUAUGUGGAGUCUCCAUCCUGAGUUUGCUUUCUUCCUAAUGGCCUUCCUGUUGUGACUGCUGCAUUUCUGUUAAAACAUUUUCUAUUAACAUUGGUAUAUAAAUGUGUAGAUACAUUUUGGGACUCAAGUGAUUUAAGUCAUCUGCCAAGGUUUUUUGGGGUUUUUUUAACUGUGAUGACUUCUAAUGAUGAUAUAUCCUGUCAUAGGAAAAGGGAGGGAAAUGGAUCCUGGAUUAUUUUGGUGUUUUUACAGAAUAAGGGAACUAUUCCAUUCUAUUUGCACUUCUUUAUCUGUAAAUCACUGAAGUCCAUGUCAUCUAUGAAAGUAGUUUUUAUUUGAGAGUUUAAACCAGAAACAGGUAGUAAAAAUAAGCUUUUCUAAUACUCUGUUGUACAUCCCCUGUACAACUUUCUUACUAUUUUUUAACAAAAACUCUCAAUUGAAGAAAAUAGAAUAAUUUUUAUCAAAUGUACAAAAUGUCUUUUACAUUUUGGUUACUUAAUAAAAACGCCAACAUCAAACAACAUGAAAUACUUUCUCAGGUUAAGUUACCUGCUGAAAGAUAGCAGUGUUCUUUACACUGACUUGCUUCAUAAACUCUUGUUCUGCUGUUUACAAGCUGCUGCUACUCAUUAAUGAGACAAAAGCUAAUUGUCUUUCUUCUAUGAGGGUUUGAAAGCCUCUCUGGAGGUAGAAUCAUUUAUCUCAAGUUGGAAUUAACCUGUAAGGAUCUGAGUCCAGCUCUCUACUCCUCACAGGAUUACCUAAACCAUGUAGGAUCAGGAAAACCAGACUAAGUACUUGCUUUAUACUGAAUCACAGGAAAAAGAAUAUAAUUAUUGAGAAUUAUUUCUCAAAUUUGUUAUCACUUGGCAAGGGGAACAGUUACUGAUAUAACCAUUACCCCAAAAUAAUUUAAUCCAGAGCAUGGGUUCAAAAUUUUCCUGCAUGCCAGGAAAAGAUUAAGUAAAGAUUAAGGGUGAUUUAUUGUGUGGGUUUUGAACUUCCUAAACCACAUAGAGACCAUUGCCUUUUUGAGAGGUUUUUAUUUUGAAAAGAAAGUGUGGAGAAGGGCAGUGAGGAGGAGUCGGAUUCAGUUUCCACACAAGGAAGUUGAAAUAAUAACUGAAGAAUGAGCUGGGGCAUUACAGUGCUGGAUAGAUACAGAGGCAACUCAGAUUACUUUAAUUUUUUUUCCCUGACACUGGGUGAUUUACGAUAGGCUGGCUGUGGGUAUUGUUACUUUUGGGCUGUCAAGCACACAUAAACAGGGUAACAUGAACCAGGGAACAUAAAUCAGAUAUUUAGGAGUGGUCUUAGCUUGACUUGAUGGUGGAUGCUCUUGGACAGAGUUGCAGAAUGGUCAGAUUGUUGGUUUUGAUGAGAUUUGAGACCUCUUCCAGAAAGUUCACUGUUAAUCUGUGUGUGUGGAGCUGUGACGUGAAACUUCAAUUUCACAAACCUUGGCUUUAAGUAGGUAAGAAAUUUUCUUGUGUGUGUAUGCUUUAUGUACUGAGUUUAUCCAUUUAAGGAAUACUCAGGGAAAAUCUUAAAGACCUUCUGGAUUUAGGUCAGCUUGGCUUAAGGUGUUUCCUCAGAAGUGAUCUACAAGUACAGAACUGUGAUUUCUUUGCAUU